AAUCAUGAACAAACCAAAUGAUUAUAUAGCUUAUAUAUGAUAUAGGUUAUAGUUUAUCUGAAGCAACAAUAUGGUUAAAGAGAGCGAGCGGUACGGGAAGCUCGCCGUCGACUACCUCUUCGAUCAUAGCGUCUACUUCCUCGUCACCCUGUCGGUCGCUUUCUUCCUCACGCAGAUGCCGUCCGUCGCCUCCUUGGAUGAUCUCCGGCGUCGGAUGGACUCGACCACCGUGGUCCUCGGCGGAUGCCUCCUGCUCUGCCUCGUCGUCAUCUAUCUGCUUUGGCGACCGCGGCCGGUGUACCUCAUGGAGACCGCUUGCUACAAGGCCAAGAAGACCAGCCACGAGUUCAUGUCUGUGGCGGACUUCAUCGGCGUUUUCCCGCCGGAGAACAUCGAGUUCCAGCGCAGGAUCCUGGAGCGCGCCGGCCUCGGGCACGACACGUACCUCCCGGAGACGGUGUUGCGCUCGCGGUCGUACAACCACCCGGUGGAGGCGCGGAAGGAGGCGUGCGCCGUGAUGUUCGAGCCCAUCGAGGCGCUGCUGAAGAAGACGGGGCUGAGGCCGGAGGACAUCGACAUCCUGAUCGUCAACUGCGGGCUGUACAACCCGGCGCCGUCUCUGUCGGCGAUGGUGGUCAACAGGUUCAAGCUCCGGCACGACGUGAUCACGUUCAGCCUGGGUGGGAUGGGGUGCAGCGCGAGCCCGAUCGGGGUGGCCCUGGCCAGGGAUCUCCUUCAGCUCAACCGGAAUUCAUAUGCCAUCGUAGUCAGCAUCGAGAACACCUCCAUGGGCGGCAGGUACGAGGGGAACGACCGAUCGAUGCUGGUGUCCAACUGCUUGUUCCGGGUGGGUGGCGCAGCCGUUCUGCUGACCAACAAGCGCAGCGAGAGGCGGCGGUCCAAGUACCAGCUGAUGCACGUGGUCCGCACGCACACGGGCGCUGAGGACCGGAGCUUCAAUGCGGCGGCCCAGGCGGUGGACGACGAAGGCAAGCUGGGCAUCAAGCUCUCCAAGGACAUCAUGGCGGUGGCGUCCGACGCCCUCCGCCUCAACCUCACCACCCUCGGCCCCCUCAUCCUCCCCGCCUCCGAGAAGCUUCACUUCGCCGCCUCGUGGCUGGCUGGGCGGCUGUCCAAAUCCGGCGCGAAGUCGUACGUGCCGGACUUCAUGCGCGCGGUGCAGCACAUCUGCGUCCACACCGGCGGCCGAGCUGUGGUCGACGAGAUGGGGCGGCACCUGAAGCUCAACGAGUGGCACCUGGAGCCGUCGCGCAUGACGCUGUUCCGCUUCGGCAACACGUCGAGCAGCUCGAUCUGGUACGUGCUUGCCUACAUGGAGGCCAAGGGCCGCGUGCGCAAGGGCGACCGCGUGUGGCAGAUCGCGUUGGGCGGCGGAUUCAAGUGCAACAGCGCCGUGUGGAGGUCGCUCCGGACCGUCGACCCGGCUGCGGAGGACCCCGAUCUCAACCCGUGGGCGGACGAGAUCCACAAGUACCCGGUAGAACUCGUCGUCCCGCCCAACACCGACACCAUGGGAAUCCACCUCAUAAAAUUUGAUUAUUAAUUCACGAUGCCGACAACGCCAGAUAUGCCGCAUACCAGGGUGCUCAUUGUUCUCCUGUGCUCAAUAUAAUUACUCGCAUAAUGGAAAUAUAUAUACAUAUAAUAAUAAUGAGGGUCCACGUGUUAAUUCCUAGAGUUAGUCCAUGCAGUUUCCUCAUCAACGUGUCAGUGUGUGUUGUGUAGGCAGAUAUUUAUAUUACAGAUAUAAUUUAGAAAGAAAGAAUUAUGCGGCAACGUACGUGCUUUGUCA
Molecule: messenger RNA, 1813 nt
Organism: Zingiber officinale
Lineage: Eukaryota; Viridiplantae; Streptophyta; Magnoliopsida; Zingiberales; Zingiberaceae
Product: 3-ketoacyl-CoA synthase 11-like
Exons: 2
Coding region: 71-1564 (497 amino acids)
Biological process (GO): fatty acid biosynthetic process
Cellular component (GO): membrane
Molecular function (GO): acyltransferase activity, transferring groups other than amino-acyl groups
Source: RefSeq, a predicted model, not a curated record